Malassezia vespertilionis is the source of this 1107-nucleotide messenger RNA. RefSeq lists its product as uncharacterized. The coding region runs from base 1 to 1107 and encodes 368 amino acids. Lineage: Eukaryota; Fungi; Basidiomycota; Malasseziomycetes; Malasseziales; Malasseziaceae. The transcript is spliced from 2 exons. The record is from RefSeq and is a predicted model, not a curated record.
AUGAGCAUCGGCUGCGCGGCCGACCGACCGCGCCUAAUCAUCCCGCCGAAGCGCAAAACUUCGGCGACGGAGGAGUCGUUUGAAAAAUGGCGCGAAGAAUUUGGGGCUGAUGAUGCACCAAGCGCCGCUUUGGAGCCGGCACUGCCGCUGAGUGCCGAAAUCACGCAAUGCCCAUACUGCCAAGAGCCUGUGGACAAUCCAUCGCGCAAAUUAAAGCGCAUGUUGCACUACUGGGAGCAGCGAUCAUGCUACGGGCAUGUAUUGCGUCCAACUGAUACGAUUGCAGUGUGCCAGCAGCACCGCGACGAGCGCUCCGUGCUUCCUGCGGGACAACAGCGCGGCUGGCCGUGUCACGUUGACUUCAAGGCAUUGCGGCGGCGAAUCACACACCCAAAAAAGCGGUACAUGCGCAUUUUGGAAGACUGUAUUAUUUGCCCAGAGCAAAGCAUCUACUUUCAAUCUGCAGCUCGACAGCACGCUGAGAAAGGGAAAAAAGUACUUGCGAGUGCCCACGAGCUCGAUAGACGCGAACUGUUUACGGAUAUUGUGCACACAGCGUACGUACAGGACCCGCUGCUCCCGUCGCUCGACUUGCGCAAUCCCAGUAUGCUGCAGAAAAUACAGCCGUUGGGUGCUUGUGAAUUUGUGGAUCACGUCCUUGUUCCUGAGCUUGCAUGCAUGCUAAUUCAAGACGAUAUGGGCGGCAAAGAAGCAGGUAUUGAGCUUGCGCAUGCGCGCCAAGUCCAGAACGAAAGCCACAAGUUUGGUGUCGCAAUGUAUCCCAGCGACGCUUGUGGGCCUGCACAAAACACACGACGGGCAUCCGGUAGCUGGGUGGGUGCAUCUCCGAAGCGUGCGCGGCAGCAUUCCAUGGACAAAAACGCGUACACACGCACACUUUACGUUCAACAGACGCUCGACGGGAUGCGUCGCUCGACGCGUAUCCAGCAAGUCGGUCAGCACAUCACUGUUGAAAGCGACUCGGAGGAGGAAAAAGGGAGUGCGGCAUCUCAGACAUGGCACCAACAACGUCUGCACCUACCGCGUCUGCAUGCAGCAUCCGAGCGACCAGCGCCUUUGCCAGGAAAACACAAUCAUGAUAUAUAG